ACACAGUAACAUUACCUUAUAUUAUUUUUUUUUAAAAAAAAACAUUACCUUAUAUUAUUAAUUUAUUUUCUCCCGCUUAUUUUUGGCUGUAAAACACAUUAUAUUAUUUAAUUAUUUAUCUUUUGUAUUUGGAACCAAGGUUGUGUACUUAUAUACUCACCUUGUAAUAUUCACUCACUAAUUCCUCACUCUCCACAACCGUACAUGGCUUCCAUGGCUGCCACCACAACCACCCAACUCCUCUUCUUCCUCUUCUUGUUCUUGUCCGUUGUACUACUUCCAUUAGGUUCCAGCGUCGGUGUGAACUACGGUACCCUCGGCAACAACCUCCCCUCCCCAAAGCGAGUAGCCCAUCUCCUCCAAGCCACACUCAUCGACAAGGUCAAAAUCUACGACACCAACCCCGAAAUCCUCAACGCCUUUUCAAACACAGCUAUCGACCUCAUUGUCGCAGUCGAGAACCAGCACGUCUUCAAUCUCAGCUCCGACACUUCCUUCGCCGACCAAUGGUUCACCACUCGCCUCGCUCCUUUCAUCCCCGCCACCUCCGUAGUCGCCAUUGUAGUUGGAAACGAAUACCUAACUACCACCGACGACGGCGUACCCGAUCCAGCCUCCCUCCUCCGUGCGAUCAAGAAUCUUCACUCCGUUCUCGUUUCCCGAGGCCUCAAUAGGAAGAUCAAAGUCACAACUCCUCACAGCAUGGCCGUACUCGCCUCCUCCUUCCCGCCUUCGUCUUCCACCUUCGCCCCAAACCUAGCUCAGUCAAUGGAGUCUCUGCUCGAUUUCUUGGCCGAUACUAACUCACCUUUCAUGGUCAAUGCGUACCCAUACUUCGCUUACCGAGACAACCCGGAGACCGUGGAUCUACAGUACGCACUGCUCGGAAACUCAAGCGGCGGCGGCGUUCGCGAUCCCAAAGGCUAUAUAUACUACAACAUGUUGGAUGCUCAAAUUGACGCCGUCAGAUCGGCCAUUAACGCUUUAGGAUUCGGGAACCGUACGAUCAAAAUCACAGUAUCGGAGUCUGGUUGGCCGUCGAAGGGAGACGCCGGAGAUAUAGCGGCGACGAAGGAGAACGCGAAGAUUUACAACACGAGAUUGAUCGAGCGAGCUCAGUCGAGCAAGGGGACUCCAAUGAAGCCGAGGGACAAAAUCGACAUUUUCGUGUUUGCUCUGUUCAACGAAAACAAGAAGAAAGGAGGGACCACAGAGAGGAACUUCGGGAUGUUUAAUGGUGACGGGUCGAAGGUGUACGACAUGGAUUUGAGCUGUGAGUUUUGUAGUAGUAGCAAUGGAGAUGAAACGGCGUCGUUUGGAUUUGGUGAGAAAAUGAAUACUGAGUUGAUGAGAAGGGGUCCUUCGGUUUGGUGUGUGGCAAAACCACAUGCAAACGACAAGGUUCUUCAGGGCGUUUUGGACUUCUGUUGUGGGCCUGGUGGAGUGGACUGUAGAGAGAUUUAUAAUGACAGUGGGCCUUGUUUUGAGCCCAACAGGCUUCUUGCUCAUGCUUCUUAUGCCAUGAAUUCUUACUAUCAAAUGCAUGGAAGGAAUUUCUGGAAUUGUGACUUCAAGGGCAUUGGCCUUGUUACUUUCAGUGAUCCAAGUUAUGGGCCUUGCCGGUAUUCUCAAAUGUGAGCAAUUAAUUUUGCUUAAUAGUAUUGUAUUUGUAAGGUAUAUUUGAAUUUAUUUCUAUGAUGAAGGACCAAGUACGGUUAAAAGAAAGGUAUCAUAUUUGUUCACUUUUUUUUUUUGGAAAUAUAUUUGUUCACAUUUCCAAAUCAAUGUUCUACUAGAAGAGAAAUCCAGCUCUCGUUUGAUAUCUAGACAGUUCUAGCCGUAGGCAUCCAACUCCAACCUGGUUGUGCUAUUUUGUAGUGUAUGCAAUAUGCAAUAAGUACAUUUUUUUUU
Molecule: messenger RNA, 1911 nt
Organism: Cannabis sativa
Lineage: Eukaryota; Viridiplantae; Streptophyta; Magnoliopsida; Rosales; Cannabaceae
Product: glucan endo-1,3-beta-glucosidase 12
Exons: 2
Coding region: 205-1638 (477 amino acids)
Biological process (GO): carbohydrate metabolic process
Cellular component (GO): plasma membrane
Molecular function (GO): hydrolase activity, hydrolyzing O-glycosyl compounds
Source: RefSeq, a predicted model, not a curated record